AUGUUAAAUAAUAUUUUGUUGUAAAGUAGAAGAAAAGAAGAAAGUCAAGCACAAAGAAAUUCUGAGUCUUCUGUUCAAGAGAAUUCAACAAUGCAGACAACUAAUUUAUAAUAAACCUCUAAUCUUAAUUUAACUACAUAAGAGGCUGUCUCUCGUAAUACUUUUGCUUAGUUAGAUUAAAUUUACUAGCCCUUGUUACAAUCUAAUUUAUAAUUAUCUAGUCUAAAUGAUAUACAAAAACAGAGAUUUCUUAUUUAAAUUACAGGAAUAUGGGUGUUUUAGGAAGCUAUACAAAUAAUUAUGUCGGUCAUUACUAUUUUAGAUUUUAACUACGAUAAUUUGUUUUAUAAUUUUGACAAGGAAAAAUAUAGAGCAUCAUUAUAUCUCUUUUUCUUAAUAUCUGCUUUACAAUUAUUGCUAAUCAGAUUCUAUAAACCAUUUAGAUGUGUACAUAUAUAAUAUUAUUACUAAGAAACAUAAUGCAUUUUUUAUAUUCUUGAUUUUCACAAUCUCUUAUGCUUUAUGGAUUAGUGGUCUCAUAACUGCAGAACAUUCAGAUAUAUGGAAUAUAGAAAGCUCUGUAUAAAUUGGUUUUGCCAUUUUUAUUGGUAUUAUAUGCAAUUUUCUCACCUUGAUCACUAUACAAUUUCAUUUUUCUUUGACCAAAUAAUAGAUAUCAUUUUUUAGUAAAAAAAUAACUUAAUAUUUAUAGGAACAAUCAAGUAUGUUUUUAUUCCUCCUUUUAUUUAUGCCUUUAUAUUUUAAAUAUUCAAUCCUUUUGAUUAUACAGCAGUACUCAUUUUAUGGAUGUCGACUGAAUUAUGGGCAUUUACUUUUGGAGGCUUAUAUCUAUAUAGUGUAAUAUAAAUAAUAAAUGGUAAAGUAAAGAUAGAUAAAUUAAUUUUAGUUUAAUCUCAAUCAAGAUUAAACAAUCUCUGCAGCACUUUUAGCAUUUAUUAACAUGUUUUUUCCAUUUGGACAUUUUUGA
This is a messenger RNA of Paramecium pentaurelia, 988 nucleotides long. The record is from the annotation of a GenBank genome assembly. Lineage: Eukaryota; Ciliophora; Oligohymenophorea; Peniculida; Parameciidae.